Molecule: messenger RNA, 1745 nt
Organism: Labrus bergylta (ballan wrasse)
Lineage: Eukaryota; Metazoa; Chordata; Actinopteri; Labriformes; Labridae
Source: RefSeq, a predicted model, not a curated record
AAAGCGUGUGGAAGGGCGGUGAAGAGGCAGAACAAAAUCAAAGCAUCAAAGUGUUGAAGGCAGACUUGAGGUUUGAAGAAGAGGCACUGAAGGAAGAAUCAGUAGAAAAAGAAGAUCAGAGCCAUCUACAGGAUGAAGACGUGCACUGCUGUUGUGUUCCUGAGUCUUCUCUCAUUGGGACGCUCCGCUCCUCAGACCAGCUGUGACAGUCUGGUUAAACCCAUAACUAUCAGCAAUGAAGAAAUGUUGGGGAAGUGGCUGUACUUCGGAGGGAGCUCUGACAUCCCAGGGAGUCGCUCCCUGGCUCACCUGAUGACCAGCGUCUGGCUGGACAUCACUGCAACCUCCCAGAGCAACGUCCUGAAUCUUGUCCAGACUCAGAAAAUUGUCGACGAAUGUUCGAGUUUCACAUACAACGUGACUUUUGAAAACAGCACAAUGCUAAUUGAGAAACCGUUCUACCUGAAAGAAGUCUACCUGCCGACUGACUGCUCUGACUGUCUGUCUGUGUAUGAAGAAAUCAUCUCUGGCACGGACACUUUCAAAAGUCUUCUCCUUUUCAGCAAGAGCAACAACGUCUCGUCUGCUGCUGUAGAAAUGUUGAAGACACAAGCAGUGUGUCUCAAGAUGCCGUCACCCAUAAUGACAGAAACCGAAGAAGAAAUCUGCCCAGUCAACCUCGCACCCUCAGAGGGGCUCAGUGCUCUAAACGAGUUAUUAGAGGCCAAGAUGGGACAUCGACUCGCAAGAUUCCUUGAUACUAUAUUUGAUUUAUUUGUGAACUGAUGGAGUUUUGAUCUCCCUGAAGUUUUUCAUGUGGUAAAAGUAUGACAAAGAAUUUUUUUUUUCUGUCCCAAUGCAGGCGAGAAAGAACAUUGGAAGCAGGUAUAAUAUCAAUCAAACCAAAAUGGCAGACCGAUAGCUUUCUAAUGAUCAUAAUAGUUAUUGUAUUAGCAUCAUUAUUUCAUGGCAUUCAUGUUAUGUUUAGACGUGAAAGCAAAGAAAAUGGACAGAAAUAAAUUAAAUUCCUUGUAAAAAGUUUUUGCCCAGUUUUUAAAGGAGCAAUAUGUAACUCUGACACCUAGUGUUUAAAAUGGGUACUGCAGCCCAAAUUCAAAACAUUGAAGAGAGCUGUCUCCCCCCGCCCCCUGCUCUCUACAGUCGAUGCUCACACAGGUCACCAUGUGGUGGACUCUGAAGCUUCAGUGUUUAUCCAGCUCUGCAUGGGUCUGUAAACCUUUCUGUGUUCUAACCUCUCUCCAUUUUUCAAAAGCAUCUCCAAUAUUGAUCCUAGUUUGAGCACGUUUCUGCUCGUGGAGCUAAUUAGAAACAUGCAGAGGCUUUUUAUGUCCAAUACCUUCUCUGGUCCAAACAAAUCCAGACCGUUCUGCACCAGAAUCUAAAGUUAGAAGGAGGACAUACUGGCUGCUGCGUUGUUUUCAGAGAAGCCAGCACUUCAACAUAGCAUGUUUCCUUAAUGUCUGAAGGUAAUGUUUCAUGAUUUAUUUAAAUCAGUAGAUAUCUUACAUAUUGCUCCUUUAAACUUACUCUCGUAACACAAUAAAGGAAAAAAAAAAUUAAGAAGGAAUAACAUCUGGGUGCUUGUGGCCUAUAGUGUUUGUUUGUUCACACUGCCCAUGUACAGAGGCUGUAGUCCUCAAAUCAGUCAGCCCUGGUUCAAAAUCUGGCCUGUGGCUCCUUUGCUGCUUGUCAAUCCCCACUCUCUCUCUCUCCCUGAUUCUCAA